Pistacia vera is the source of this 1906-nucleotide messenger RNA. RefSeq lists its product as uncharacterized. The transcript has 10 exons. NCBI's taxonomy places the organism in Eukaryota, Viridiplantae, Streptophyta, Magnoliopsida, Sapindales, Anacardiaceae. The record is from RefSeq and is a predicted model, not a curated record. The coding region runs from base 218 to 1906 and encodes 562 amino acids.
AUUGCCAGGUGACCCUACCAUGUAACCUGUCAGUCAAGUCCAACCACAAAUUUGUUUUUCCAUCCAAUCCCAUCUCGCAAAUCUCCUAUUGUGCAUCCUGAAUUCUUUUGAAGCAAACUAUUCGAAAUAUCAAAUACAAAUUAAUCUUACAACUUAUAGCCCUGCUUCAUCUCUUAUCUACUUUUAUGCUUCCUUUCAGUACAAAUUUCUACCUCAAAUGCCAGGAACCAUUCUAGUAUCAGUUGUGGAGUUUAAGGGUCUUCAGUCAUCAUCAACAGCACCUCCACGAAUUUCUGUCAAUGUUUCCCUGGGGAAAAAAGAGUAUCAAACUUGGGGCAAGGAAGACUUCUCCUUUCCAUUAACAACCCUUCGUGACAAUUUGAUGGUUAAACUUCAUGAUGCUGAGGGAAAUGAGAUAUCACGAACAGAUGUUGAGACCAGAUUGGUGGUCGAGAAAGGUCUUUGGGACCAGACUUUUCCCCUGGAUGGAGGUGGGCAUCUGCAUUUGAAGUUGCAGUUUGUCCUUAGUGAAGAAGAGCGCCAUCGAAUCCGCAGCAUGAGAGAAUCGGCGUUGAGAAAGAAACAUAGGGAACUUCCCAGUGGCAAUCUAAGAAGUCCAGAAAAUGCUACUACUGUUGGUAUUAAUGCUGAAUCAUCAUUGUUCCUUAACCAAGAGGUCUCAGAUUCAGAAACAAGUCUUCUUCAAAGUGAAGUGGCCACUGCACAAGCUGGUUUGGUAUUGACUCCUGCAGACAUCACUAGGAACGAAAGAUUUGGAACUGAGAAAGGAGAAGGAAUAUUUUCUCUUCAAAAACAAGCUAUCCCAGUUAAGAUAGAUGCAAGGAGACUUCAUCAAUCACCUUUGUCUCAAGGGUUUGAUGACCGUCUAACUGAAGUAAGCCACAAGGUUGAGAACAUUGAGACUCAGACACCUGUGGAUGAUGUUCCUGAAAGGACCAUUUGUUCAGAAGAAGCUUCAUACCUGUCGGAAAGCUCAGAAUUGGUUGUUGCAGUGAAGAACAAGUUAAUUGCCCCUAAACUGUAUGAAGAGAAUACAUACAAUCCACAGAAGCAGAGUCCACUGGGAAAAGCUCCAAGCAACGUGAGGAAUAUGAUAAGUGCCUUUGAAAGUAGCCUUGCUCAGGAUAUGAGACCUCAUGAGAAAUCACCACCACUUAAAUCUCAGUCGAGCAGGAUUGAAACUGAAGCUCAAAAAACUUCAAUAUUAGAUGAAGUUAAGACAGACAAGGUUAAACCAACGCAACCCAUAUCCGUGGGGAGGUUAAAAAACCCAUUUUUAGCAGGAGCGUUGCAAGAAGCCUCAACAUAUACCAGAAAAGGAGGAGAUGAGCAUGGUCCCUUUAGAGCUUUCAGUGAAGCUAAAACAUAUCAGGACAUUAGGCUGCUCGAGUUAAGUGAAGCAGAUGUUAAAAAUAAAAGAAAAACUGGAAAUAUGAAGAAUAAACUUACAGACAAAGAGGCUGAGUUAAAGGAAAGAAAAAAUUCUUCUGGAGAUUUGAUGAGAGCAUCCACAGGUAAAGCAGCCACAGUUUCAGGAAGAUUGCUUGAUGAGCAUACAGGUGGACAGCAAUCUGGUAAAUUGUUUAUGAAUAACCAACAUUCUGCCGGAAAAUCAUCUAUGAAAGAGAGUGGGAAAGGAGUUUAUCCAGAAUAUCUAGAAAAGGAGGACUGGAAAGAUAAACAUUACUCUUCCAUAUGUCCUGGUACCUGGAUAUUUCCAGUUGAAUCAAGAAGCUUGUGCAUAACAACUGGGAGCAAACAUUUGAUGGAUCUAAUGGGAAACUGUCACACCAAAGCAAAAAUUCAUGAAGAAGAAAAAAGUUCUCAACCAGAAAAUGCUGAAGAGAUUGCAACUUGCUAUUACAAAGAUCCUUAUAAAACUUAA